UCAGUGUGCAAGUUGUUAUCACAGAUCGAGUUCGAGUGACGCGUGUUCGCUCGCUGGGUUGACCGUGUGUCGAGCUUGCUCGUGUGGUGGUGGUGUGAGUCUGUGAGUCGCGAAACCAUCGAGUGUGCUUCUCCCAAUUUCGCGUUGAUCUACCUCUACCCUCUACAAAAUGGUCCUCGAAAGUAGAUUUUUUCAAUGCCUGGACGGAUCGUUCUCCUGAGGUUAGAAAGUGCUGCCCUCUGUACUUUUGCGUAUUUUAUCGUAAAUGAUCUCCCCAACUUUUCAGUAGUGAAUUCAUGGUAAAUGAGAAGUUCAGAAAUGGCCGCUGCUCCGAAUGGUCGGACGAGUUCUGUGAAUAAUGUUCGAACUGAUAGUGAACAAGUUGUGGAUCGUUUAAAACUAUUGUAUCCCAUGGUGAAUGAAGAAGAAACUCCUUUGCCUCGAUCUUGGAGCCCUAAAGAUAAAUACAAUUACAUCGGAUUAUCCCAAAGCAACCUGAGAGUGCACUACAAAGGACAUGGCAAAAACCACAAAGAUGCAGCUAGCGUCCGCGCCACGCACCCUAUUCCUGCCGCCUGUGGACUGUACUAUUUUGAAGUUAAAAUUGUGAGCAAAGGCCGUGAUGGCUACAUGGGAAUCGGAUUGUCGGCUCAAGGUGUUAAUAUGAAUAGACUCCCAGGAUGGGAUAAACACUCAUAUGGUUACCAUGGCGAUGACGGACACUCAUUUUGCUCAUCAGGAACAGGUCAACCUUACGGUCCAACUUUCACAACAGGAGAUGUAAUUGGCUGUGGUGUCAAUCUCGUAGACAAUACCUGUUUUUAUACUAAAAAUGGCCACAAUUUAGGUGUAGCAUUUACUGAUCUACCUCCUAACUUAUAUCCUACAGUUGGAUUACAAACACCUGGAGAAGUUGUCGAUGCAAAUUUUGGCCAGUCUCCUUUUGUAUUUGACAUAGAAGAUAUGAUCAAACAGCUACAAACUCGAGUUAGACAAACUAUUUAUAAUUAUCCUGUGCCUGACACUUAUGGUACCUGGCAGACAGUCCUACAAAAAAUGGUAUCAACGUACCUGGUUCAUCAUGGUUACUGUGCAACAGCGGAAGCUUUUGCUCGAGGCUCUGGACAACCGUUCGAAGAAGAGAUUACAUCCAUAAAAAAUAGACAAAAAAUUCUGAAGCUAGUUUUAGCCGGUAGAAUGGGUGAAGCAAUCGAAACUACGAGUAGGCUGUAUCCAGGCCUAUUAGAAAGUAAUAGAAAUCUAAUGUUUUUACUCAAGUGCCGUCAGUUCGUCGAGAUGGUCAACGGCUCAGACUCAGAGGUGUGUUCACUUCCUCGUUGCACCAAAAGCGGAUCUAACUACCACUCACCAAAUUCAACACCUCCACGCAUAACUUCGCCUCCAAUUCCCACAUCAGUUAUCCAGUCAACCAAAGCCCUCAACGGCAACUCAAACAACAGAAACCACUGUGAUUCAGUAGAAGAAAUGAAUGCAGUCAACAAAAGUAUGAUGAACGGUGAUCAAAUGAUGGAUGGUGGAGGUGGAGGAAAGAAGGUAGAAGACGUGGACAUGAUCAUCCCUCCACCUAUUGAAAAGAACAGUUCGAAUGGGCAUGCCAACGGCUAUCAAAAUGGAGACACAGUUCACGAGAAUGGAAAUAGUGAUGAGCAAGCUUCAGAUAUGAUGGAAGUAGACACACCAAAUGCAGGAAACGGUGUGAAUAGUUGUAAAAAACAACUGUGCGGUGGAAGCAAGCCAGCAAUUGAGCGAAUGCUAGAAUUCGGCCGAGAACUAUAUAAUAUGAGUCUUCAGCUAAGGCAAGAACAAGGAAGAAACGAAACCAAUAAGAAAAUGUUGCAGGAUGCAUUUAGUCUUUUAGCAUAUGCAAAUCCUUGGAAUAGCCCUGUAGGCUGGCAGUUAGACCCUAUUCAGAGAGAAACUGUUUGUGCUGCUCUCAACUCUGCCAUUUUAGUUUCAUUGUUGUGUUCAGAAUCUAGCAGUUUACCGCGAAGACCUCCAUUAGAAGUAGAUGUGUGCCAUGCGAGACAACUGGUAGCGCUGAUGUCACGCUCUGAACUAGGCUCCUGUGCGUUUGCUAGUGUCGAUCAUUUACUCCGCCAGUCCUAAUGAUCUCUCAAUAAUGUCCGUGCUCUCGCCUUUUUAGUUAGCAGUCAACUAAACCAAUAUCACUACCAGUUGCGGAGUAGAAACCAAAAUGAAUUGGGAGUCUCAAGCAUCUACGAUCGUUUCCUUUUUUGUGUUACUCGCUCAACAAUGGAUGAGUCUGCGACGCACAUUCAUCUCUGUAGGACAGUGAAUUUCCUGUCUCGCAAGUCUUCAGUCGUCUUUAAGUACUGAUCGAUAAACAAGCUCUCACAAAUCAACUUUUAUUUUAUAAUUUUGAUUGUAUAAAUUAUUACUCUGGGCUUUUUAUAUUUUAAUUUUCUGUACGUUACACAUGAUCACCAUAGAUGAAUCAAUUAUAAAUCAUUUUAUUUUAUGUCUCUUUAUUUUGAUUUCGGAUUCAACCUCAACGCAUCAAAGUCAAGUUCCUCUGUUGUGUUAAAACCUAACAGUACCGAAACCCGUUUCGCCCACAAUUUGAGUUAUUUCGAGUUCUUAUCUUCAAGUCAAGCAUCAUUAAUGACGUGCCAAACCUUCCUAUGAAGAAAGAAUCUUGGCGUCUCCGUAAAUGGAGGGAAAAUUUCUUUGAAAAAUGUUUGGUUGAGAUAACAUCUGAAAAUGCUUGUAGUGUCGAUCAACCUCCUAAUUUUUUACAUUCCCUCCGCAAAAAUUUGCCGCUGCAAGUAAUGUCUAAGUUAAUGCCAAGGCUCUCCUCCAUCUGUGAUAUUAGACAGUUUUGCUGACUGUUUCGGAGGAGUCUCCAGGGGUUAUGUCUUACAGGAACCUUCUAAUUUUGGGUGACUAAUCGAAUAUCCAGAUUGAAUGUUUGUAGCAUAUCAUUUAACCUGUAGCUUAUUAGUGCUAAAUCAAUCUGAAAACAGAACUUUGAGAAGAAGCAAAUUUUUUUGGCUGAAAUUCAAAAUAUUCAAGAUGUGAGCUUUUUGUCUAGACAUCAGUGCUUCCAUUAUUUAUACUUAUCCGAUCGUGAAUGACAAUCUAAAACAUUAUUUUCCAGUGAGUCCUGCGAAUUGUGGGUAGAUAUUUUUCCCUUAUCUAUUUUCACAGAAACUCUAAAACUACGCAGAGUAAUUUCAUGUUUACCUUGUAGUAAUCAAAUCAAAAAAUAAUAUAAACAGCCAAGUCUUUAGUUGGUGUUUGAUAGGAUCAUUUUCUGCUAGUCUGACGUUUUACCUCCUUAUUAGUCGUAGGUUUACGUUUCGACAUAACCCUGUGAUAUCAUCACACAGAAUUUUUUAAUUGAAGAAGCAAAUUAAACGCCCAGAUGUCUUUGGGAGUAAGUCCCAAACUACUUAAAUAUGACUUCUGUCAUUGACUCUUAAUUUAAAGGCCCAGGAAAUUCAGUGUUGUCGAAGCAAGUGAAUGCCUAACUACUGUAAAUAGUGUACAUUGAAUUGAAUUCUAAGUAUAAGAUUUAACGAUUUUGAAACCGAACAUGUUUCAAUUUUUAAUAAAUGUUGAGAUUUUCUAGCACCUUGGUUUCUUUUCUCAUUUUCUUUAAGUUCGUUUCGCUUAGAUUGAAAUCUAAAUUUACUAUUUUUUUAAAGCCCCCAAUUAAUAUUUUUCGGAAUGAAUUUACUUUCCGCAAUUUCGUUGAAAACUUUGUCUCUCAGUUCUUUUCAGUAGAAGCUUGGAUUUAGAUCGCCUGGUUCCAGAAAGCAUUAAUCAUUCAAAUCUCUUUACCCCAGUUAUUUUUCUUGUUCAAAUCAUCUUUUUUGAUCUUGAAAUUAUUUCAUCCAGUUUUGCCUCUUUCGUUACAGUGAAUCAUUAAAUCAGAAAAGCAUUUGCUCUAGUCCUUUGGCUUAUCUCCAAGCAACUGAUAAAAUAGAAGACACUAGAUCACAGAGCUAAAUCUUAUAAAUUUUUUUAUUCCAAGCGGAGAAGCACUUUACAAAACGGUUCUGAACCCUUGUCAACACUACUUUGGCACACGAGGGCUUCCAUAAAUUUUUCAAGACAAUUGUUCGACCCUCUCUUUUGUGUAGGGUUUCCAUAUUUCUAUCUGUGAGCUGUAAAACCUAGCAGGAAUCUUAUUGGUGUGAUUCACAAGUCAUGAAUGCCCAUUCGCCAUUGUGAUCAAACCGUUUAGUAAUUCUGAAAUAAAGCCUGAAACUGAACUUUGCUGAGUAAGUAGAGUAAGAUGAUACCUUACUUUGACCGUUUUUGACAUGCUUUCAGCUUCGGUUAAAUACUUAAUGAGAAAGCCCGUUACUAUUCUCAAUUAUAGGCACCUUCAGAAUUAUUGGAAAGAGGGGAAAUGACAAGAUAUUCCCUUCAAAUGUCUAAAUAUGCUUUUAAUAUUUUUAUCUCGGUAUUACUACACCUAUUAUUGCAUUAAAUGAUGCUUAGAAUUAAAAACCAUCAGUCUAAUUGUCAACCAAUUUUGAAGGUAAGGGUGUUAUUUUUGGGAUGUUUUUCAGUACAUCUUUUAAAUAUUUAAUUUUGGCUGAAUGUAAAAAAAUCCGGUUUUUUUUCCUUCUUAUUUAAAUUGAAUCUGUUUCAAGUGGUCAUUGACGUCCAUUGAAAUUAAAGUUUGAGACAGAGCAAUAUCUACUUUGAUCCAAAGGUUUUUCCUCAUUAACUGGAACCAAUUAAGAUGAAUGUGCCUCCAUCACUUUAUCAACUACCUAAAGUUUUAUGAAUAGUAAUUUAGGUCUUUCUCAUUUAGUAUAAAAUAUUUAGAUCAGCAUAAUUGGCUAAGAACAAUCUCAAAGCGUUGCCUCCAUUGUAAGGAAAUUCUAUCAACUGGUAAUUUUGGCCCUGUCUCACUGGAUCAUAUUUUAAGAUGUUUGAAAAAGUAAUUGUAUAGGAAUAGAUUUACAUAGUAAAUAUUUUCUGUAAGUAUAGGGAGCCUAGAUUUUGUUAGUCUGUGCUAAUUUUUGAUGUUGUUUUCGGAGGCUGAGAUCCGACAAAAAAGGAGCAAGGAAACAUGUAUCUGUUGUACAAAAUGUGGGAUUGUAUCAUAUCGUAAAGGUGUAAAAAGAAAUAUGUAAAUGUGUCCUGAAGUCUGUUAUAAGCCUCAUAAAUUUUUGUCUCUCAAAUAUUUUGAGCGUUUUGUAGGUUUGGAAGUAGAAAUCAAUUUACCCUGUCGAUUUUUUGGGAAUUUUUUGCGUCUUGCCAUUUUUGAACCAUUGAUCUGCCAGCUGCUUUUUGCAAUAAGGGUGUCCGCCUUACUAUUCAAGAAUUGAUCAUCUUGACCGAUCGAAUUCAUUAACAGAUUCGUAAUGAUAAAGUUGAGCUUUCAGUCUCCUUUUUUUCUGACAGUGCUAGCUGGGAUACCACAGUUCAAUGAAUAUCAUAGGUUAAAUGCAUUAAAAAGUAACAAUGUCAAUCGGAAACUCUUCUUAAAAAUGAUGUUAAUCAAAGAUAAAAUGUGAGAUAUGGCUCUGCAAAUUUGCCCAUCAAUACUCUUCAUUCAAUUCAACCUGUGUAUCUACAGGGUGAUCCAAGAGCUCUGCACCAUGCACCCCUGUAACCUCUAAGGUUUUUGGGGUUUUUUCUAAAUUUUUGGGGGCCACAAUAGUCAUUACCUUCGACCAAGGAGCCCUUGCACUAUUUUAAGCUUCCAUCCCAAUUAAUUCGGAAGUUAAAGGGGUGAUGCGUGGUGUUGAUGGUACGUGACUUUUGAAUCAUCCUGUGUAGUUCCGCUAAUAAUCAUUAAAGCAACAACACAUUAGGAACCAGAUUUACUUCCAAUAAUUCCUGUAUGAAUAUGAAGACAAAUCUUUUGUAAUCAGGUCAUUUAUAUAAUCAUCGUUUCAAAAAUAUAACUAUUAUUAUGAA
This is a messenger RNA of Bemisia tabaci, 5925 nucleotides long. It is a transcript of the gene RanBPM, whose product is annotated as Ran-binding protein M. Lineage: Eukaryota; Metazoa; Arthropoda; Insecta; Hemiptera; Aleyrodidae. The record is from RefSeq and is a predicted model, not a curated record. Gene Ontology annotation, molecular function: protein binding.